UUAAGUGUAGUUUUUAUUAAAGAAAUAAAUAUUUUACCCAAAUUUUACUGUUCUCUUAAAUGCUUAAAUUCAUCUGGCAGCUCCAACUACGGCAACUCAACUAGUCUAUUGACAGCACACCUUUCAGAAUCCAGUUGGAAGUUAGUUAGACUGUCAUUUACAUCGGAACGAUAAUAAAUACAAAAACUCGCAGAAAUCAAAUGACGGUAUUUGCAAAGUCGUGAUUAAAAAGUAAUAACGUGUAAAAAUAACUCAGGAAAAUAAGAAAAACUGCUGCGAUUAGAUAGAAGCUGUAUGUGAAAUGUUUGCGAAAAUGUGUAAAGGUUAACAAGCGUGUAUAAAGCAGUGAUUGAGAAAUAGUGCACUGGCAAUUCACCAGCUGGGUUUUCUUUGUGAAGUAGAGAAAAUAGAAACAAAAACUCCAACGCAGCAAAAGUGUAAAUUAUUUAGUACAAAUCCUAUAAAGCUGCUGAUUAAGAAGUAACCUAUAAAAAGAUGAAGACGCAUUGAUAAAAAAGUGAUACCUAUUGCGUUUUGUUAUCAACGUCGUGUUUGUGCAAUUUCUGCGUCCUAGUCCGUAAAGAUGGUGUCGCUGAUUAAGAAUCAACUCUUGAAGCAUCUUUCGAUUUACACGAAGAAUUUGUCAUCGGACAAAAUUAAUUUGAGCACAUUUCGCGGUGAGGGGGAUUUGGUGAACUUGCAGCUGGACGAAGCGGUGCUCACUGAACUGUUAGACUUGCCUUCAUGGUUGCGACUCACUUCGGCCUGGUGCAAUCAUGUGUCCUUUCGCAUUAGCUGGACAAAACUGAAAAGUGUGCCAAUAACCUUGACACUGGACGAGGUGAAUAUCAGCGUGGAAACUUGUGAUCCGAGCACUAGAAAUCAGGAUGCCAAUUCACCCGGUGGCGUUGCGGGUGGAGGUGGAGGAGGUGGUGCUGCUGCUGGUGGCGGGGCAACAGCACAGCCGACACUGCCACAGGCGCCGCAGGGCAAAUACAGUUACAUACACAAAGUGGUGGAUGGCAUUACAAUCAUUGUGAAUACCGUGAAUGUGAAAUUCCUGAGCGCAGCGUUCACCGCCUCCGUGCAGAUGUCUCGCAUUCGCGUUGAAUCAAAAACACCAAAAUGGGCUCAUGCCGAUCUACGUUUCACCCGACUUAAAGAUCCCACUAGAGGCAUCAUACUCAUAUUCAAAGAACUAUCCUGGCAAACGGUGCGCAUCGAAGCCAGUUCAACGCAGGACAAAUCACUCACCCCUCUCCGUUUGCUCACUAAUCAAGCGCGCUGUCGACUUACACUACGGAAACGGCUUUCCGAUUGUACAUUAUUAGCCUCACGACUGGUGCUCAUACUGGACGAUUUACUAUGGGUGCUCACCGAUUCGCAGCUGAAAGCGGCCUUACAUUUUGUCGAUUCCUUAUCGGGUCUCAUCAAAGCGGCGACCCAUGCAACACAGAAAAAGAAUGCAGCUAGAAAAUUACAGACGCUCCCUGAGUAUCAGGCACAGAUAGCGCAGCAACAAAAUCGCCAAUCUGAUACGGCGCACACAUCAUCAGCGCAAAAAAUGUUCAAUGCCUUCGAUGUGCGCGAGACUUCCUAUCACUUUUUCAGCCAACGCAUCGAUUUGCAUUUGUGCGACGAUGAAGGAGAUGGCCGCUCCAGUUAUCCCGAAUUGGAUAAAGGUGGCGCUCUUCAAAUAUCGGUGCAAGCAUUCCAAAUAGACUAUUAUCCUUAUCAUCUGGCCAAAUCAGAUCGUGCGCACUGGGCGAAAUAUCGCGAAGCAUCCGUAUCACCAGCGUUGUGGCUUAAAGAAUCCCUUAAUACAUUCCGUGAAGCUGUGCUUAAUCUAAGUCAACCGAAUCGCCCAUCAACACAUGCGCCACUUGAACGCACUGCACCAACUUCACCCGUCGCACUCAAUGUGAAUGCACUACAAGCGUUAAGCGCAGCGCAUGCGUCCACAGUUGGUGGCACACCAACUUCCAGUUCUGGCGCAAAUACGCCACAUCGUCCCGGCAGCAGCGGUGGCGGUUCGGGUGGUAAUGCUUCAGCGUUCGCCAAUCAAAUCAUGCAAGCACAACAGCAAAAGACAACAUUGGACAAUUUGGCGAAAUUGAUGAGCGCCUGUGUUGUGUUGCGCAUAGAAGAUUUCACCUUGUAUCGCGUUACCACCUCUGGUAGAAAGCAGAUGCCUAAGGAGUUUGUGUCGGGUGAUAAAGAGCGCUAUUCAUUUCCCGCUGACAUGUCCGUCGUACAUGCUGAGUUUACUUACUUUUAUUACCCCGGUGAUUUUAUAUUUCCUUUGCCGCCGUCCAAAGUAUUCGUUCAUAUUAAUCCUCUACAAGUGCACUUCGAUCUAAGUUCCAUACUUUGGCUCAAUUCGUUUGCAUUGAAUUUACAUGAGAGCUUAUUACGCACCAGUGUCGGCACAGCGAGCGGCGCCUCCUCCGCCACACGCGGUUCCAUCUCAUCGAAUGCCUCACAACGUGCAGCUGGUACCGGGGGUUCACAAGGCUCACGCGUCGGUUCCGAGGCGGCCAUUUCGCAAGCCGAACAAGAACCCAAUCUUAUGUAUAUGGAUGUGAAGAUUGAAGCGAUUAUGCCACGCGUAGUCAUUGAAUCGACUGUGGAUGUGCCCAAUCAAAAGGAUCGUCCCAAAAUCAUGCAAAUACAAAUUUCACGUUUUGCCAUAACCAAUAUACGUGAGAUGGGUUCGUCACGUGCUGAUUUAGCGCAGGCUUUGCACUCACUGCAGGAGGGUUCACUCGUGUUCGGCACGGAAUUCCCAGCGGUCAACGGUGACAUGUGUAUUGUUACCGAUCGCAUACUAUCACACGUAGCGGCCGCAGAUGUGGGCGCACCCGUGCCGCCACAAGACCCCUUGCAGUCGCAGGGACAAACACAAACAUCAACGUCUUCGCAAAUACCGAAAUCCGCCUCGGUACAGAAUUUGUCACGUUAUGCCAUGUGGUCGGAACCGCGUGAUGUGUGGUGUAUCAAACUCGAUCCGGUGUGGGUGGAUUUCUUGGGUGCACGCUCUUUGGGUCCCAACAAAUCGAUACCAUUCAUCGAUGCUGUGCCGGUAACUUUGUGGCUGCAUUCCGGUGCUGGUGCUAUGCACAAAUCGCCGGCUGCCAGCGUCAAUAGCAAUUCGUGCGCCUCGUUCAGCAUGAAGGGCUCUUCCGUCGAAACGAAUAUAAAUUGCAUGGAUUUUGCCAAUGGGGAUAGUAAAAAUCUGCCACGUAAUCCCUUUCUUAGCGAGGAGGAUGUACGUAUGGGCGAUUGGAAGCCACAACGUUCCUUUAAUGGCGCCAGCGCUGGCGUUGAUGCAACGGCUGCUGCUAAAGCCAAUGACAAGGUGCCGAAAAAUAGCGAACGUACCGCCGAUAUGCAUGCCAUUGCGCACAUUUCCAAUUUGGUGAGUGUGCAAAUCGAUCACUAUCAAUACUUGUUCCUAUUGCGUUUGGCUGAGGAGAUGACGGAAAUGGCCAUGUUCCUAUCAAUGGACGCUGAGCGUAUUUUACAAAAGCAAAAUACCAAGAAAUCGAUGAUAUUCGGUUGCGUUAUACCGCAAAUUGAAGUGACACUCGUGAUGCCAUCGCCAACACCUGGUAAGGAAUCGAGUGGUGGUGAUGCUGAAAGUGUCUUACCCGAUUCAGCUAGUUUGGGUGAUGAUUUACACAUGAAUAGUACAAACACUAUAUGGCCUACACCGCCGUUAGAGCAAGUGAAGAGUAAUAUAUAUGGUAGUGUGGAGACACCUUCGCCGGUCACUAAUGAACCGCUCUUUGAUGGUGUUAUGCACACUUCUAAUCCAAAUACACAUGGUUACAAUGUGCAAAUUCAAAGUACACCCACUGUAGCGUCCUCUACACCCAGUCAGGGUUCACGCCCUGAUACUGGUGUUUAUUCGCAGUCCAUUACAGCGUCGACGAAGAGCGUGCGCUCAGCACGAACUUCGAAUGCGGGCGAUGCGACCAGCAUAACGAAAGAAAUCAAUUCUAGUCUGAUGUCUAUGAAAAAAGGCUUCUCCAGUUUUAUGACGUCCAUCGAUUCGGCCAUCAAAUCUGGUACACCAAACGAUGACACCAGUGAUACAUUCUCCAUACAAAGUGAUAUUAGUUCCGAUUCAGAAAAUUUCGCCAUAGUUAUGGGCGACGAUAAGACCAUGGAUUGCAUUGAUGUAAUGUUUAGAUUAAAUCCCUUCACCAAUGAUACCAACUUAAAAGCAUCGCCCGUGGAAGUAGCCAGCGAAGUGCUAGAGGAGCCUGGUUACAACAAGACUAACUUAUCAUCACCGUCAGAGCCGUCCGAGGCAAGCACGUGGCGGCGACGCGAUUUGGUAUCAAUGGCAACUUUUAGAUUAACAACAGUUGAAUUGAUACGUCAAAAUGAGGGUAAUGCUUCUUCACUGCGCCUGCAGGUGGCCGCUGUUUCGUGCGAUGAAUGUGGCGCCAUUCCGUGGGAUGAAUUGCAGACAAAGUUUGGCGCACGUUGUAAAGCUUGGAACUUAGCGCCCUACAAUCCAGAGUUGCCACCUUGCAUACGUGUUCGCUUGGAAGAGACAUUGAACCUGCCGCAGGGCAAUGUAAGCAUCACGGAUAAAAAAUCUUUGCAGAGUUGGAUUUCCCAUCAUGCUGAAGUGCGCGUCAAGGAUGUUAACUUGGAUUUGUCCAUGAGCACCGUUAUUGGUUUGGGUGAUUUGGCAGAGGAUGAAAUCAUCACUAACCCUCUGCCUGUUGCGAUCCAUGUGGAGAAUGUUAAGCUUAACUUAAUCGAAGAUCGUCCGCCCGUUAAUAUUACCUCACCGGGUCCAGUGCCAAUACGUCUGGCAAUCGGACGCAUGCGCAUACAUCGUGAUAAAAAUGGCAUUGUCAAUAUACAACCAAUAGAAACUGGUCUAAACGAGGCGGCUACUAUAAACUACCCACUAACAGCUGCCGCACUAACGCCACGCGAUCGCGAACGAGAUCGCGAAAUACUCUCCAUGCAGCUGGUCAUGCAGCAGCUCAAAAUGGAUAAUGAAAAUUUGCGUAAGCAGUUAGUAAAUGCGAAAGAAAAUGCCGAUACGUACAGACAAAAGUGCAAACAGGAGAACGACGUGCUGCGCUCGUAUCUGAAGGCGGCGCAAGACGAUAUAACCAUAUUAUUAGAGGAGAAAAAGGCUUUACUCGACACGAUACGUUCGCUGCAGGUUCAACUGACAUCAUCGAAUAUAAAUAGAAAGAGCGAUGGCAGCAGGUAGCAUAACUGCAUGGAUUGCAUCCAAUGCUGCGGCGAGAACAACAAUCCAUGAAAUACGAUGCAACCGACGACGACAACACGACGUAGAAUAACAACAACAACAACAACACCAGCAGCAACACACACGCGGCGUAAGCUUACUAAUAUAUUUUUUGUUUUGCCACUUUUCAAAUCAUGCCAAAAAUCGCGCCAAGCUCCGCACGAGCAGUAAAAUCAAAUGUGUUACGAAAAAAAAAAGAAAUUGUGCGCAGCAACAAACAAAAACAAAAAAGUGUAUAAUUAAUAACAUUUGCAUAUUCGACUUAACAUUUACAUAUAUA
Bactrocera latifrons is the source of this 5564-nucleotide messenger RNA. RefSeq names its product UHRF1-binding protein 1. The record is from RefSeq and is a predicted model, not a curated record. The coding region runs from base 584 to 5245 and encodes 1553 amino acids. NCBI's taxonomy places the organism in Eukaryota, Metazoa, Arthropoda, Insecta, Diptera, Tephritidae. The transcript is spliced from 21 exons.